Messenger RNA from Mercurialis annua (annual mercury), 2919 nucleotides. Its product is annotated as protein TRM32-like. The transcript is spliced from 5 exons. Bases 265 to 2613 code for a protein of 782 amino acids. The record is from RefSeq and is a predicted model, not a curated record. Lineage: Eukaryota; Viridiplantae; Streptophyta; Magnoliopsida; Malpighiales; Euphorbiaceae.
UGUUUUCUUGAUUUUCUUUCUUGAAUUUUCUUGUUCUUGUUCUUCCUUUUAUUACAUGUCCAUACAAAAAAUCUUGAAUAUUAAUAUAUAUCACAUCAAAUUAAAUUAAUUUUAGCUAGUUGCCUUUCCUGAUUCUUCAAAAUAUAGAUUUGCUCUUCUUUUUACUCUCUUAGUUGUUCAUCAGGAUUUAAAAGUGGAGUAAUUUUGAUCAAGUUGUGGGUAUUUGAUAUAAAUUAGAUUUUCUUUUUCUUGUUUGAUAGAGAGAUGGGGAAGCAAUUUGAUCGUCAAGAUUCUGAGAUUGAAUUUCAGAGAAAUCUUCCGGGUUGUAUGUGGAGCAUGUUUCAUGUUCUUGAUUAUCAUCACUGGCACAGUAAGAUUUCUCCCAGAAGAAGACAUAGGAGAGGGAAACACACCAUAUGCUGUGGAUAUCCAAAAACAAUAUCGUUUCCGCAUUACACGGAUGAAGAGCAGAACUUUUUGGAUGUUGAUGCUGUCCCCUCACAGCACGGUGUAGAAGCUGCGGCAAGCAAAAGAAAUUCGGGUAAAGCUCGAAUAAAAGCACUGAUUGCUAAAGAGAUCUCUACAAGAUCACAGUUGCAGCGAGAUAUUUCAAUCAAUGGCUUCCGGCAAUCAAAAGAUGUUAGCAAAAAAACUGCUGAUUGGCGAAAUCCUAUAAUAAUCCUUGAACGAAACGGUGAUAAUGCUGCCUCUAGAUUGCAUGUUUCAUCUCAACUAAAAGAGUCUGAUGCAUUUUCCUCAGAAAUGGGUGAUAAGUUAGUCAGCAAGUCACUGAAUCACAACUUUUCAGACAGUAAGCAGAUUUCGCAUAGUCAAUUUGUGGAAUGCGGAGAAGUUGUAGAGAUUUUUAAGGCUGAGAAUAAGUUAUUCGUCGAAAUCCUACACGACCCUGAUGUUCAAGCUUCCAAGAAACUAAAAAAGUCAGGAUCAUUUCCUUUAGCUGUCUCCCCACAUAAAAUUUUCAAGCCUGUUACACUUGAACACAAGUGGAAGGAAACUUGGUCCUUCCGGAAAGGAGAAAAGUCCCCAAAUGUUGUUGGAUCGAAGUUUGAUAUGUUAUCAGGUUUAAAAGAUGAUGAUGACGGCGGUGGAGUAGCCGGUGUUACUCAUGAAUCAGACUUGUAUUCUUCGUCUACGUCUAAGUUGCCUCAUGGAUCAAAUAAGCACGGUUGGCAUCAAUCAUUUAUGCGUCAUUUGAAAGAUGCUAUAAAGAAAAUAACACAUAUAGGGAGCGAAAAGAAGGAUCACAUGUCGAUGAAUGCUUUCUUCCAUAGAAUUCCCUCAAUUUCGAAUGAUAAGAACGAGAAUUCUUCUGAAAAAUUGAAGGAUAUUGAGGCGAAUAAUUCUUAUAAUGAUUUUGUGAAGAAAGUUGAACUUCCUCAUAUGAGAAGGAUAUCCUCUUUGAAUGAGUCAAUGGAUAGAUAUACUCGGUUGUUUGAAUAUAGUUCAAACAAAGAGGCCGGGUGGCAUAAGUAUCAAUCCAAGAGCUUAAGAUUGGCAAACGAAGACAAGUUUCCAACGAGAGGAUCGAGUCAAAAAUCCGUCAGGAGAAGACUUUCUCUGCCUGAUCUUGAAUCGCUUUGUCCCUUUCCGAAUGAGACAUCAAUUGAUGCAUUUCAAUCGGGGACACCAAUCAAGACUAGUACGAAAUAUGAUAUGAGUAGCGAGAAUGUCACCUGGAAUGAGCUGAACUCAAGAAUCGAACAGCUCGAUGGUGUUGAAGAGGCGGUUGAGGAAAACACAGAGGAGGCUGGAAACAGCUGCGAGAUUAAAGAAUAUUCUGAUGAUUUAAUAGUUUGCCAGGAUCAGAAUAUUAGUCCCGUUAUAAACUCUAGCAUUGUGCACGAAAAUGAAAGUCCUGUUUCGGUUCUUGAGACACAUUUUCGACAUGACAUAACUUCCCAGGCAGAGUUCCCUUUCUCAAAAGAUUCUGAAUUGGACUCAAAGGGCAUUUGCAUCGACGAACCAGAUUCUUCGGUCAAUCUACAAGAAGCAUCUAUCAGCAACUCCUGGUCAGAUUCAAACCUCGAGAAUACUCAAAAUACGCAGACGAAACCCAACAACAGUUUCCUUCCCUUGGUAGACGAUGCUGAUUUUAAUUAUGUGAGAGACAUUCUUGAAUUAUCCGGCUUCACCGAGCAAGAGUGCCUUGGAAUGUGGCACUCACUAGACCAUCCAUUAAGUCCUACUUUAUUCAAAGAACUAGAGGCUUAUUUGCAUCAAGAAGUAGAAUGCUCACCAGAAGAUGUGGCCUCCACCAACAAUCACCAGCUUCUGUUUGAUUUGAGUAAUGAGUUUCUACUUCAGAUAUAUGAGAGCUCAUUAGCUUACUACCCUAAGCCAUUCUCCUUUGCUCGACGUGUACGUCUACGUCCAUCACCUAAGGGAGACCAUAUUGUUGAGGAAGUAUGGAGAAGAAUUAGUUCCUUUAGGAACCCGAAUUCGAAGUUGGAUCAAACAUUGGAUGACAUAGUGGCUCGAGACUUGGCGAAAGAUGAGAGUUGGAUAAACCUUCAGUUGGAUGUUGAGGACAUAGCACUUGACCUUGAAGAUUUGAUUUUUGAUCAACUUUUAGAUGAAAUUAUUUGCUCAUGAGAAACUGAAUUUGUUGGUUCCGUUCAGUUAAUUCGAUUUGGUUCGGUUUUUGCACACCUCGAGUAGGCCUAGUUAUGAUGCAUCAAUAGCAACUUUGUUUAUAUGAAUUUUGUUUCUUCUUGGUUUUUUUCCUAGUAAAUUAAUGCUUCAUUCUUGAUUCUUACAAAGACUUGGAACAUUGAAACAACUAGGUGUUCUGUUGUAUUGUACGUUGUAAUUAUAAACUUGUAUAUAUGUUGGUAAAAUUCUUUGAAAAGUGAUGCUUCUUCUGAACACAUUAAUAAAGUUUUAUUUUACCAUUGUAAA